Cydia amplana is the source of this 3158-nucleotide messenger RNA. It is a transcript of the gene Tlk, whose product is annotated as serine/threonine-protein kinase tousled-like 2. Gene Ontology annotation, biological process: intracellular signal transduction; peptidyl-serine phosphorylation; chromosome segregation. Gene Ontology annotation, cellular component: nucleus. The transcript has 16 exons. The record is from RefSeq and is a predicted model, not a curated record. Lineage: Eukaryota; Metazoa; Arthropoda; Insecta; Lepidoptera; Tortricidae. Gene Ontology annotation, molecular function: ATP binding; protein serine/threonine kinase activity. Bases 412 to 2826 code for a protein of 804 amino acids.
CUCGCUCGCACCGACCGCGUCGCGUCGCGCCUCUGAGCCACUCUGAGGUGCACUCGCUGUUCCUAUUAUUUUCGUGACGGGUAUUGCGCCGAAGCCGAUUCCCGCAUCCUCGCCCCGAGACGCGAGGUCCGGUCUCGCGCGGAGGCGGCGACGGCCGUUCGCAUCGCGCGCCAGUCCGCGCCCGAGGUCGACCGUCGGUUCGCGCCUAUCAAACGUUUUGUUCGCUUGUCGCCGGUGUUCGAAAAAUGAAAAUGCGACUCGUUCCGGGAAACGUAACCAGAUCGGAUCACGGCGGUUGACGGGAAGUCGCUACUUGUUUAUCGGACGGGUGUUGGUGACAGUGAGCGGAUUGUGUUUUGGCGUGCCGAUGCUACACGUGAAUGUGGAUGCGGUGCGGAGAGGUGUUGGAAGAUGCAUUUCAAGGAGGCGUUCACGAUGAACGAUCGUCCGAGCGAGCGCGGCCGCCGCAACUCCCGCUGCAAGGGUGUUGGCGUCAAGAUGGAGCACUUCCAGGCGGCGCUGGAUCCUCGCAAGCAGGAGCUGCUGGAAGCGCGCUUCCUAGGCGCCAAGGUCAGCGCAGGGGAGAUAGAAACCCAGCGGGCCCCCGAUUACAAGGCGAUGUCAGCUGGGGCACAAAUUCAAAUGGCACCACAAACCACUGUCAACACGGGGCAGCCACUACACAAUCAGGACUCCAAUAUGAGCACAGGGUCAUCAUAUAGUGAUAAGGAAAUUGAUGCGCUAACUCCUGAGAAAACGGCAGCUAUGCGAGGCUCCGCUGUAGGUCCAGGCAUAGCGCUGGUCCCGCCAAGUGGUGCCACACCAACAAUAGCUGUACCUGAGAGGAAAAGGAAACGGAAAGGUGAUGAAGGUGUUGGCGGGGGAGGAGGAGUGGGGGCCAAGCAGAGGCACAACUCCUCGGACAAGAGCAUUCGGGAUCACCUCUCCAAGCACCCCUCCUCCAGUCCUGUGCGGCUCACUGGCGCCAAAUCCCCCUCGCCUCAGGGCGGCAACUAUCCUAUGUACCCACCGUCACCUUCUUCAUUGCUGCCUUCGGGAGCGGACUUUUUACGUUCCACCUCUCAGCAGCGGCCUCACACAUCUGUUAAACAGGUUCAAACUGAACUGACAUGCCAGAGGAUACAAGAGUUAGAAACUCAAGCGUCGUCUGACUUAGAGCUAAGGAAUAAUAGAAUAGAAGAAUUAACAAGGAGUAACGAAGAACUGAAGCAUCAGGUUCAAGCACAGAGCAAAGUAAUAGAGCAACAUAAGUCGCACAUUAAUAAGUGUAUAGAUGUUGUGAAGAAACUAUUAAAUGAGAAAAGUACUAUAGAGAAGAAGGAGGCCCGGCAGCGGUGUAUGCAGAACCGGCUAAGGCUCGGCCAAUUCGUCACGCAGCGCGUCGGCGCCACCUUUCAGGAGAAUUGGACUGAUGGUUAUGCGUUCCAGGAACUAACGAGGCGGCAGGAGGAGAUCACGGCGGAGAAGGAGGAGAUAGACCGGCAGAAGAAGCUGCUGCUGAAGAAGCGGCCCUCCAACAGCGAGGGCGGCGGCCGCGGCAAGCGCGCCGCCAGCGUGGCGCCCGCCGCCGCGCCGCCCGCGCUGCACAACGGCACCGACGCGCCCACCUUCCUCAAGCCCGACCCGCUGCCCAGCAUGACCUGGCAGGAGUACUACGAGGCCGACGAGAUACUCAAGCUGCGGCAAAGCGCGCUAAAGAAGGAGGACGCGGACCUGCAGCUGGAGAUGGAGAAGCUGGAGCGCGAGCGCAACCUGCACAUCCGCGAGCUCAAGCGGAUACACAACGAGGACCAGAGCCGCUUCUCGCAGCACCCCGUGCUCUCCGAGCGGUACCUGCUGCUAAUGUUGCUGGGCAAGGGCGGGUUCAGCGAGGUGCACAAGGCGUUCGACCUGCGCGAGCAGCGCUACACGGCCUGCAAGGUGCACCAGCUCAACAAGGACUGGAAGGAGGACAAGAAAGCCAACUAUAUUAAACACGCGCUGCGGGAGUACAACAUCCACAAGGCGCUGGACCACCCGCGGAUCGUGAAGUUGUACGACGUGUUCGAGAUCGACGGCAACUCCUUCUGCACCGUGCUCGAGUACUGCAACGGACAUGAUCUCGACUUCUAUCUCAAACAGCACAAGACGAUCCCGGAGCGAGAGGCGCGCUCGAUCGUGAUGCAGGUGGUUUCGGCGCUGAAGUAUCUGAACGAGAUCAAGCCGCCCGUGAUCCACUACGACCUGAAGCCGGGCAACAUCCUGCUCACAGAGGGCAACGUGUGCGGCGAGAUCAAGAUCACGGACUUCGGCCUCUCCAAGGUCAUGGACGAGGAGAACUACAACCCCGACCACGGGAUGGACCUCACGAGCCAGGGCGCCGGCACUUACUGGUAUUUACCACCCGAGUGCUUCGUCGUCGGCAAAAACCCACCAAAGAUCAGCAGCAAAGUGGACGUGUGGAGCGUGGGCGUGAUCUUCUACCAGUGCCUGUACGGCAAGAAGCCGUUCGGCCACAACCAGAGCCAGGCCACCAUCCUGGAGGAGAACACCAUCCUCAAGGCCACCGAGGUGCAGUUCGCCAACAAACCCACUGUCAGCAACGAGGCUAAGAGUUUUAUCCGCGCGUGCCUGGCGUACCGCAAGGAGGAGCGCAUCGACGUGUUCGGGCUGGCGCGGCACGAGUACCUGCAGCCGCCCGUGCCCAAGCCGCGCGGCGCCGGCGCGGCGGGCGGCGGCGCGGGCGCGGGCGCGGGCGCCGCGCUGGCGGCCGCGCCGGCCUCCUUCAGCGCCGCCAACAUGUUCGCGGCCGGCUCCUCCUCCUAGCCGCGCCGCCGCCGCCGUCGCCACCCGGCGGCGCAGUGACCGUGCCACCACCGCGAGUGCGUGCGAGUGUCGCCCGAGGACUUUUGAUAGACUGUACUUUUUAGUUUUGAACUUUGUCAGUUAAUAUUCAGAGUUGUAAAAUGACUAAAUAUCAUUUACGGAUUAAAUUGUUUAAGAAUUAUGCUUACUGUUGACUGUAUUUAUUGAGCGGGUGAUAAAAUGUGAUUCUCCAUUUAUGAAUGGGUUUGUCCUUUUAUCACUAGAGAAGAAGAAACCUUGGGACUAUCCCUUGCAUAUUAUAUAAGUUAUCCCUAUUAAAAAAGUUAAAAAUA